AUAAAACUUCCGUAAAAAGUAAAUAUGAAAUUGCUGAGUGGUUGAUAGAUAGGAUUGUACAACCUGUUUUCCAGUAAUUUGAUGACCUUUCAUCAACAUUUAAUCUGUCUCAAAUAUGGGAAACGCUAUAAAACCACAUAUAAAAAAUGCAGAAAAGACUGGGGUGCUUCAGCUUGCAAAUAUUGGGUUAACAGAGUUUCCAAGAGAGCUGUUUCAAGUAGUUGGAGUUCUAAGGACAUUAGAUUUGUCAAAUAAUAAAAUUGGAAACAUACCUCCAUCUAUUGGACAGUUUACAAAUCUAAAGAACCUGUCAGCUAGCCAAAUAAGAAUUACUUCUUUACCUGAAGAAAUUGGAACAUUAAAGAAGCUUGAAACUGUAAAUUUCAGCAUGAAUGAAUUGACAUCUCUCCCUUCAUCAUUUGCACAAUUGGUCAAUUUAAGAACAAUAAAUCUGAGUAAAAACAAGUUUACAGAAUUGCCUUCUGUUUUUUCAAACAUGAAACGACUUGAAUUACUUGACAUGUCUCAUAAUAAACUGGUAGAAGUUCCAGAUCAUGUUAAAGAAAUAUCAGCUAUUGAAAUUAAUUUAAAUCAGAAUCAAAUUGCAGUUUUAUCUGAAGCCAUAGCUGAGUGUACUAAAUUAAAAGUCCUACGUUUAGAAGAAAACUGCCUUCAGUUACAAGCUGUUCCUGAAAAAAUACUCACUGAUUCUCAAAUUUCUCUUCUUGCCAUAGAUGGUAAUCUUUUUGAAGCAAAGGAUCUUCAUGCUCGUGAAGGAUGGGAAAAAUAUAUGGAACGCUUCACUGCUACAAAAAAGAAGUUAUAUUAGAACAAAAUAUUUCAUACCUUGCAGCCUCAUUUUGGUGUGUACUGCAUAGCUUUUAUAAGCACUAUAAACAUACUGUAAUAUUUUUGAAUUUUAUGUAUAUAGUAUAUUUAAUAUAUUUCAGACGUAAAUUCCAGUCAGCUUUUAAACUUAUGUUGUAUUUUAUAUCUGAAAAUGUUCUUGAAUUUAUGUCAGAAUUUAAUCAUGCAUUUGCUGUUCUUAUAUAAAUAUUUAAAAUAAAAGACAUUUUUGAACAAACUCAGA
This is a messenger RNA of Stegodyphus dumicola, 1090 nucleotides long. Its product is annotated as leucine-rich repeat-containing protein 57-like. The record is from RefSeq and is a predicted model, not a curated record. NCBI's taxonomy places the organism in Eukaryota, Metazoa, Arthropoda, Arachnida, Araneae, Eresidae. Gene Ontology annotation, molecular function: protein binding. Gene Ontology annotation, cellular component: cytoplasm.